Messenger RNA from Dicentrarchus labrax (European seabass), 9589 nucleotides. It is a transcript of the gene map2k6, whose product is annotated as mitogen-activated protein kinase kinase 6. Gene Ontology annotation, molecular function: ATP binding; MAP kinase kinase activity. Bases 270 to 1346 code for a protein of 358 amino acids. The transcript has 12 exons. Lineage: Eukaryota; Metazoa; Chordata; Actinopteri; Moronidae. Gene Ontology annotation, biological process: protein phosphorylation; MAPK cascade. The record is from RefSeq and is a predicted model, not a curated record.
UCUCUCGCAGGGGCUCACACUGAUCCAAGUUAGGAGCUUUCAGCUGCCAGCCUUGGCCCAUCAUGUAAGUGCUGCGGAGAAUUCUUUGCAGUGCAAUUGCAAAAUAACCUCUUUCCCCGUCGCCGGUGCGCGCUGUGCACUUGUACCCGCGCGGCCCGCACGGACACGCACGCUUCGGACGCAAAAAGGCUCCAAGUGCAUGAAGAUCGAGGCUCGUAUUUUGCAUCUUUUGUUGCAAAGCGAGCCGCUGAAGCUCCAGUGCGAGGGCGAUGGAGGGAGGGAGUGAGAAAGAAGGCAAAGUCUUUUGUGCUUCCCCUCCCCCUCAUCAAAGCAAAGGGGAAAUGUCUCAGCCGAACCGAGGUAAGAGGAAGCCGUUGCUCAAGCUCUCCAAGGAGGUGUUUGAGCAGCCCCCUCCCGCCGCAGUACCCCCCAGGGAUUUGGAUUCGAAAGCUUGUGUAACCAUCGGAGAGAAGAAUUUCGAGGUGAAGGCGGAUGACCUGGAGCUGAUCUGCGAGCUCGGCCGAGGAGCGUAUGGCGUGGUGGACAAGAUGAAACACGUGCCCAGUGGCCUGAUCAUGGCUGUGAAGCGGAUUCGGGCCACAGUGAACACUCAGGAGCAGAAGAGGCUGCUCAUGGACCUGGACAUCUCUAUGAGGACAGUGGACUGUUUCUACACAGUCACCUUCUACGGAGCACUAUUCAGAGAGGGCGACGUCUGGAUCUGCAUGGAGCUGAUGGACACCUCCCUCGACAAGUUCUACAAGCAGGUGAUCGAGAAGGGCAUGACCAUCCCCGAGGACAUCCUGGGAAAGAUCGCCGUCUCAAUAGUAAAAGCUUUGGAGCAUCUGCACAGCAAUCUGCAAGUCAUACACAGAGACGUGAAGCCCUCGAACGUGCUGAUCAACACUCAGGGCCAGGUGAAGAUGUGCGACUUUGGCAUCAGCGGCUACCUGGUCGACUCUGUGGCUAAAACCAUGGACGCUGGCUGCAAACCCUACAUGGCGCCGGAGAGGAUCAACCCCGAGACGAACCAGAAAGGUUACAACGUCAAAUCUGACAUCUGGAGUUUAGGAAUCACGAUGAUCGAGCUCGCCAUCUUGCGCUUCCCGUACGACUCGUGGGGUACGCCCUUCCAGCAGCUGAAGCAGGUGGUGGAAGAACCUUCGCCCCAGCUUCCUGCCGACCAGUUCUCCCCCGACUUUGUGGACUUCACCUCUCAGUGCUUAAAGAAAGUUUCCAAAGAGCGUCCGACUUACACAGAACUCAUGCAACAUCCCUUCUUCACCUCCCACGAGGCCAAAGAAACCGACGUGGCUAGCUUUGUGAAAGUCAUCUUAGGGGACUGAGUCGCCGCACUUGCAUAGGAGGGAGGGAAGAUCUGUUCAGAAGAAGAAAAUAAAAAUACAACAAACAAAAAGCACAAAUCGCAACCCCAACCUUUACCUGCAGGACUCCCCCUGCCCCGCCUCGCCGUAAUCUCACCCCCUCCUCCCUCCUGAAUCAAGACACACGGAGCCCGGAGAAGCUGACGAAGGCGGUGGAGGAGUCUGUCCCCACCCCCCCCACAUACCUGGCCUCCAUGUCCUCUGUACAUUACCUGGCACGGGAGGGGCACAUAAUCUGGAGUAAUUUAAGAUGUCUGUAUGCAAAAACUCCCACUUCAGUUAGAUUUGUCCCACCUCUGUGCACCGCCUACUACUCAUUAUUAGUCAGCGAGUUGACUGCGUGUGGAGUUAAACCACCACAAUGGUCAAACUCUUCUUUUUUUCUGAAAAACAAGACGUGAAAAGAGGUGCAGAUUAUAUUUAAAAAAAAGAUGAAUGAUAUAAUGCUAUCUAUGUAUAAUCUAAAUGUUUGUAUACUCAAAGCAAGUGUUGCAUCGGUUUAUUAAUUGACUGCAUGUACAGAAUAUAUCUCUGGGUAAACACGGGCUCAGAUGGCCAGUGAGGAACAGUCGUAGAGUCCGAUAGUUGAAGACCCGCAGGGCCUCACUUCAUGGCCUCUUAGUGGUCGCAAAUAGGUACUGCACUUCAACUGCUUUCCCUUGAUUACAGCAGAGGGUCUACUACACGUUUAGGGCUCUGGCUGCCUGUGAGUGUGCGUAAGUGUGUUUGUAUGCGUGUGAGUUGGUGCAUGAUGUAUGUGUGUGUGUGUGUGUGUGUGUGUGUGUGUUUGUUUGUAGGGCUGCAUGAUUUGGGAUAAAACUAGAACUUUUGCGCUCAGAGUUGAGAUACCGAAAAGUUUCCUCUGCAGCCUCAUAGUGCCUGUGAGAGCUUUUCAGUUCUAGUGAUGGUCACGAAUCAAGUUCCUGUUAUUUAUGUAUUUUUGUGGCCAGGCGGCAGGAUUUUCUUGUAGUUUUCGUGGCCUUGGUGCCAUCAUAUUGUACUUGUACGCAUUUCGAUGUAGAGCUAUAGGGUGCAGCGAUUAGUUGAUGGAAAGAAAAUAAUUUGCCAAAGUAAUUCAGUAAUUUUUAGAGCAAAAAUGUCAAACAUUUGCUGCUUCCAGCUGCUUAAAUGUAAGGAUCGCUGCUUUUCUUUGUCAUUUAUGAUAAUAAAUGAAGAGUCUUUGGGUUUUGGUCGGACAAAAGAAGCAACUUGAAGACGUAACUUUGCUUGCACAGCACGUAAAUCUAUAAUAUAUAUCCAUAACAGUUCCUCACUUGAAGAAUGUGAAGUUUUUGUCGGAACUUUGGUUGGAUACAGUCAUUUCUUCAGUUCUGACUCAUUAUUUAUUAAAUCUUCUUUGUUCAUGGCUAUUUUUGCCGCUGUGUCUGGCCUGGUCAAACAGGUCUCAAGAGCAGAAUUCGGGACAAAGAUGGAUUUUGUCUUUGUGGAAUCACAACAACGCCUCUCGGGACCCUUUUCCACCAAAUUUUAACAGAGGGUGCUACACAAUGCACAACAAUUUGUAGAAUAUGACAUGGCCACUUUGGUUCGCAAGGAGAACCUGCUAUUUUAUGGUUCCAGCUGGGAACUAACUUUCCAGGUUCUGAACCAAUUUAUUUUUGUUCGAAAUGCUCCGAACGGUGUCAAAACUACGUGCUUGAACCGGAAAGGAGGUGUUUCCCUGUUGGUAAAAAGGACUAUCGGUGGUUUGUGUUAUAGAGGAAGUUGGAUUGUGUUCAUCCAGAGAGUGCAAAGUGCAAAUUAUGUGAACCAUGUUCACAUAGGCCCGUCAGACGAGGGUUUGGCUGAAAUAAACUAGUUCGUGUGAUGUGUCGUCUGAAGGCAGAAGUUUAAGCGUCUUCGGGAAAUGAAGCUUUGGACACAAGUUUGACAUCAUUGUUUUGAUUGUUUGGCAAUAUCCAACUGUCAGAAAAACGAUCGAUGAAAGGAAUCGUUAAUCUAGGAGAUUCCGAUAUAUUGGAAAAUUUGGAACCCGUUCUUGAUUCCCAUCCCUAAUCACAAGUAGACGCAUUGAGAUCCGUUCGCCACCACGUCUUACGUAACCUGUAACAAAGUCUUGUGUAAAAAUUUGAAGCGCUUAGUUUGAUGCAGCGGACCGCCCUGCUAAUGCAAACACAUAAAUGUAAUGAGACUGCGCAGAGGUACGAAAUGUAAAUCUGAUGAGUCAUGCAGCCCUACUUGACACACACACACACACACACACACACUUUACAGUGAGGUGUGUGUUGACAUUGUGGUCAGUUGUGGGAGAAGAUUGCCCAUAUUCUCCUUGUUGUCUGUACUGAGCCAAUCACAACCCUCUCCACUCCAUGUUCAACAUGAAAAGAACUGGAUAUUAUUACUAUUAUUAUUAUUAUGAUUAAUAUUAUAUUAAUUAUUGUUAUUAUUUAGAUCCAGGUUUGUUUGUUUGUUUUCCCCAGACAGAUUUACUGCAGUUUUUCUUAUUUAUUACAACUGCUGUUUUCCCUCUGAAAACUUGACCGAUCCAUUCGAGACUUUUCUUGUGUGUUUGUGUGGGCUGUGUGUGUUUUUGUCGUGUUCUUCUUGGCUCAAACACGUAAAAUGCUUUUGAACUGUAACUUGCAAGCCUUCUAUGUGCCUCUCUAUAGAAAACAACUAAGGAAAAUAAUAUGUUGUAAUAAGGACGAUGCAGGGAUGUCUGCCUCUCCCGUCAUAUCCGCUUUCUCUUCUUCACGCCCUGCAUGGCAUCGCGAUUCCACUUCCUGUUUGUUUUCAUCACUUUUGUGUUUCUUGUCGUAGAUGGAGCUCCGGUUCCAGUCAGUAUUGUUCUUCUACACGUUUGUGCUCAUCUCUGUCGUUGCCUUGGUUCUUGGCUUUUUUCUCGUGGUGGUUUCUGAUGGUAGGAGACGCCUGUAGUUGUUAUGCAAGUACUACUCUAAUGACAAAAUGGGAAACUUGAAAUACUGUACGUGGCAGGGUACUGUCACAGUGGGAGAAUUUACAUCAUCUUCUUGCCUAUAAAUAUUUAGUUGCUCGAUGUCUGUGUCUGUCUUCAGUCCAUUUUAGCCCUGUUUCGGUCACUUUAGCUGUGUUGAAGUUGUUUGAUUGUUGCUUAAAGGCUCAAUCUGUGAUGUAAAAGAAGACAAAAAGGAUUCUGCUAUCGCUCCUUAUUUAAUUAACAGGACUUCUUUUUAACCUUUUACCACCCAAAGGACGCUACCACUAUGUAGAACAUUCACCGAGGAAAAUUACAUGAAUAUGACCUUUUUAAAAUACAUGUAUGAAUAGACUAGAAACAUCUUUUGUGUCAUUUUGAGUUGUUAAAAAUAAUUUAGGCACAGUGCUUGGCAGAAAGUACAACUGGAAAUGUCCAAGAAGGGUUAAAUAACAAAGCUAUCCAUUUGUUUAGUUUUGGCAGAGCAGUGUUCAAGUAGAAAUGCUGGAUAGCAGCUACAUUAAAGCUGCACUGAUUUUAUUUAUUGUUUGGCCACUUGGGGGCAGCAACAUAGCUGUAAACACAUCAUUGACAUAUUAUCACAUUAUAAACAAGAACAACAAUAGCAUUUAUUUUUGAACGUAAAUCCAACAUUUGCUCUCUUUUAGCCCUGUUUUGCUCAUUAGCUGCUAAAAGAUCUGUAACGUUCACCAGCUAGUGGCCAGCUGAUGCUGGUUAGUCGGUAAAACAUCUGUUUGAUGAGAACGGUGAGACGGUUCAAAUAAUAAAACAUUAUCCCAUCAGAAUAAUAUAAAAAAAUACUACAGGCAAAUAAAAAUGCCACACAUGGAGGCUUCAAGGUCUUAAAACAUACAGGAAAUGUAAUUGAAACACAAAACAAUUACAGAUUGAGCCUUUAACAAACUACACCAAGUUGUACUACAUGAAUUAACAUUUGUAUCUCGAAGAAGUAAUAUUCUGUCUUUGCUGUUUUGUCCGCAGUCAAAACAAACUCAUUUGUCCACAGUACAGUCCGCUCUGUCAUUUGAACGUGUUCACCAGGGAGUUUCCUGUUUUGUAGCAGACAGGCACAUUUCCUUUCACCCUUCACACCAUAAUCUGCUCCCCGCUGGGCUCAGGUCCCACAACCUUCAGCUUACUCCAGGUAGCAGUUCCUCGAAGCGUUACUGACAGACAAAGAUCUGGGCUGAUAGAGCUUCCUCCUGUUUUUAUUUGCAGCACUAAACUGUCGCCCUCCUCCAUUAGUUCCUCCAAUCGCUUCUUACCAAACCGUUUCACCACAGCCGGCUCUACCGAAAGCCGUCUGACACACGGUGGGUGCGAUUGCGUUUUUACUCCUACGUGUGUCUCUUUGCGUCUUUCCUUACUUCAUUUGUAAUGAAGGUGAGUCAGCGGGCAGGUGGGAGCCUGUCAGACAAAACUCACUGCCAGAGACAAUAGUGAUGACAUUAAGGGCUUCCUCAUUAGUACAUUUUUGUGCCAUGGAUGGAAAUAUACUUUUGAGAAACUCUAAUUGCACUUAGUGUUUUAUUGCAUGAUGAAAUUAGCCAAAUUCAAGUCACACUUUUCCUCAGCAGAGCAAAAAGGCUGUUUCCGUGCAGCGCGGACUGUCGCAGGUCUGUCUUCAUCCGUCGUGUUUGUCCUGAACACAAGGAACUGGCAAGCCCCAGAGGAUCUCAUGAUGAGUGGUGUACCAGAGUCCUCUUUGUUCUUCAGAUAAUCAGCAUCAUUUUCACUCAUUUAGCGAAUAUGAGCAAAGAGCCCGAGUAGAAAAGCGAGGACUCAUGUGAAACUCGGGGUCAGGGAACGGGGAGUCUUUGAGGAGGGGGACAGCGUGUGCAUCCCUGCUGCUUAUUGAGCAUCCAGGAGAGAACCAGUCCAGACACUCUGACAUCCCAACUGUUGAAAACAACUGGAUGCUCCACCUGCGUUCAUCAUCCUGUGCAUGGUCUUGUCGCAGUGAUUUGGGUGUGUGUAGUAUUUAUGUGGUCUUUUAAGUGCCUAACGAUGCAUGUCUGUGGUGAACAUUAGGUUUAAACACUUCUACGUCUUUGUGAACGAUGCUUAAAACACUGUUUUUGUCCUCCAGUUCUUCUCCGGGACACACUGACACUGCAUGUUGCUGUGAUGUUUUGCACUGUACUGAGGAGCCAUAUCACAAACUCACAGAGGGGUGUUACUGUAAGAGUCAUUUUGACCGUGAAAGGUUGCGGUCUACGUGGUGUUUCUGGCUUUUUCAAAAGAGAGCUUGGGAUUAUGAGGUUCUGACUUUUUGUAUACUGUAAAUUCUCAAAUCUAUCUCUUAUCUGAAGAGGCUUUUAUUUGAGACAGGCUAUUUUUAAGUAUAUUUAAGCCUUUCUACUCCCAUUAGCUUGUUGAUGCUGCCUAACACUUUGAAUCCACCGGGCAUGGCUCUGCAAAGUUGGGUUUGCAGAACUGUUGCCGCUUCAUGCCGCAUUUCCCAUUUCAAGAUUCACACAAAACGGGACCCCAUUUGUGAAAACAUUGCUCAAUAGUGCCACUAGUGGACAAAAACUCCUCAGGGUCCCUUUAACAUGAACGUGCGCAAAGCUGAAUCAAUCACUCGAAAGGAACGGUAGCAGUGUCAACGUUUCAUCCUACAGUAAUUAGUAAUUUCUACCAAGUUUGGAAGUAAAACAGUUUUCCAUUUACUUUAGAAAAUCAAAUAUUUCAGAGAUAUUGGUAUGGGUGCCAAAUUGGCUUGAUUUGUGAGUUUAAUUUCACACUGUUGUCCCACAAGGCCGUGUGUAAAGAGAAGCAGUAGCUCUUCAUGGCUGGAAAGUAUCUCUUUCUACUAAUUGCUGCUCCAGCAAGAUCUCAUAACACUAAACCAAAAGAUGAUAUGUACAAUGUUUGGAAUGGCAUUACUCUUACAUAACUCUUUGUAAAUUUAAUAUGUUAAAUUGGCGGCAGCUUUCUAAAUUUGCAGUUUGAAUAACAUCUGUCAACGGCAAAUGGUACAUUAAGUUAAUAAACGUACUACAAGGAGUUUUUAACUGGUUAUGGAGCAGUCUCAGUUUAAUACUGAUGCCUCUAUGUGACCUACAUAAACAAACAAGACCAUUAGAGAGAAGAUUGGAUAUUUUCUAUAUUCCUUAUGCCUGCCACGAUUUUUUUGAAAACUAACCGAAUUCUCUGUGCCCUUUCUAUGUCUGACUUCCUGCCAUUCACGAUCCAUUCUGUGCUGCUUGGCGUGAAAUAUUUGUAGCGGAGAGAUGCUUCUGGGUUGCACCACAGCGCUUCUGGUGGAAUUUGGAGCAUUGUCAAGAGCGGGCGUGAGACAGAAUGCAUCGCAGCCAUGUCCGGUGAAAUUUGGGGGAUAAUGUAAAAGUACACUACUCGCAAAAAGUUAGGGAUAUUCCACUUUCGGGUGAAAAUUAUGGAAAAUCUAAAAAGUUGAUGCUACAGUGAUAUUAUAUCAUGAAAGUAGGGCAUUUAAGUAGAAGGUCAAAUUAAGGUCACCUGGAAAGGUUAUAGUGCAUUUUAUGUACAUUCUGAAAUUUCAUCUGAAAGCCGAAUAUCCCUAACUUUUUGUGAGUAGUGUAUACGACCAAAACAUGCAUAUAAAAUGUAUUAAUAUUAGUUUGAAUUGCAGAAUUGUGAGAGUGGGGAUUACACAAAUGUGCGUUGUGCUAAAUUUACAGAGCUAUUAGUAAAGGGAUGGCCCCUCACCUUCAUUCAGUACCAACCGACAGGCCUGGCUCUGGCUAAUAUUUGAGAAUUUACAGUAUCUACGUAUUAAUGGUGAUAUUACAUUUAUUUAUGGUUGUGUAAAGUUCUAUAUUUUUAAAGCGGGACACAAUUGUUUGACGCUCAGUCUCCCAAAGCUUCACUCAGAACCUUCUAACUCCACACUUCAUUUCUUCAGCUUGGCAUACAGCGUUUACACUUCUGGUCACAGUUGACUCAUAUUCAAUUUUCAACAGGCUAUAAUGAGAAAAGAGUCUAGUCCAAUCACUCAUCACAUGGCAUUUUCCUGUCUCUGUGUGUGUGUGUGUGUGUGUGUGUGCACGUGUGUGCGCGUGUGUGUGCGCAUUUGUCUGUCCCAGCCAGCGUGCUGGCCAAAGGGCAGUGCUAUCUUUACCCUGCUGUUCCUCUCUGGGGAGAUAAUGAAGCGAGUCACGUCGCUGCCACAGAUAAAACCGUCACCCCCCUUACUCAAAACCUGCAUCAAGAAAGUUUUUUUUUUUGUCUCAGCUUCUCUCACGUGUCAGGCUUUUUGAGAGUGUUUUCUCUUCAUACAUGUCUGCUUGCAUGUGGGAAUUCCCGUCCGCGAGUCUAUUUGCGGCUCGUGUUCACCUGCUGAGUAAACCUCAGUCACUGGGGGUUAACGGGGGCAGGACGUCCGAGUGGAAACAGUCCUCGGCGGGCGAUUAUUGUCACAUCCCAUCAUGAUUCCCCUCUUAACAUCUGAGUUUAUCUGAGCACCCCACAACAGGCACGUAUUUCUGGAUGAUGCGUCUGUGACAUCCAGUUGGCAGCGAGGGUUUUUACUGGAACUAGACUUUUUUUUCUUUUUUUAAAGUGCUUGAAGGUCGGAUGCAGAUUUGAGGCUCGUGAGAGAAUCAGAGGAAAUUUCCUCACCUUUGUCCUCAUCCUCAAAAUGUGUCAGCGGAUGAAUCAAAGGUGUCGACACGGCCCGUGUGUGACGCUUCCAGCCCUUUACAAACUGUGCUCUGCCAGGUUUCUGCCGGACUAUAUCGAGUGUAAAUCUGUUGUUUGUGCGUGAACCGUGCUGAGGUUUCUUGAACGCUUUUGUUUUCCCCCAUCUAUCGCACAACACUUCUCGCUUCAAGCGUUGUCGAGGUCGAAUGCUACGACAUGACUUGUGAACCGUGGAGCUUUGUGUUUCUCUGUUGCAGGUGGUAAACUGCUGGUACACACAGCUGUAUGUGACUUCUGAUGUUGCGGUGUUGUGUUCUUUUAUUGGGGGUUGGGGGGGGGGAUUUGUGUUCGGGCUGGUUUUCUAAAAUAAGACGUAUCCAGAGAUGCUACUGUACGUGGAAGAGGGUCUUUCGUUGCUGUUGGGUGGGUUCGGGGGAGGGUUACCGUGGCUACAGCUCCUUGCCCCGUGGGAAGUGAAGUUCUCAGUAUAUUUACACAUCUCUAAAGCCUCUGCUAAAGACUGAUGACUGUUCAUUUAGAGCUCAAUGAAUUUCUAUAACUAUUUUAGAUUGCUCAAACUGAUUAUGUGCAAUUGUAAUGAUGGAAAUUCAAUAAAAAAAGAGGUAUUUUUACACAAUAA